UUUAAACUGCUCAAAUCGGACAGAGUUUUCAGACCGACUAAACUUGCUCCAAACUGAGUGAUGGCGGCCGCCGUGUCUGUUAGCACAGCUGCCAUAGAUGAAACGACAGACACAGGGCCCAGUUUCGCCUCUUGUCCACUAAAUGAAAAUCACGACCUCGCCACGGAUCAAGUAAACUGGGUGCCCGGAGAUCGCCGUUAUGCCGAACUCCUCCACGGAGAAGAGGACGUUACUCCGGGACGCGAGUGUCAGAGAAGGGUCGACGAGGACUUGACAUCGCUGAGCCCUGAGGAGAUUGAGAGCCGCUUGGAGAGAACCCGCCGGGAGUUUUACAACCGCAGAAAAAUUAUCAUAAAAAACCUACCCUCCGACGUUAGCAACCAGGAGGUCCAUGAGCUGUUGGGCAGCUAUGACUUGAAGUACUGCUUUGUUGACAAGUACAAGGGCACAGCAUUUGUGACACUACUGAAUGGGGAACAGGCGCAGUGUGCCAUCAAAGAGUUCCACCAGCAUGCGCUACGGGACAGGGAGAUCACCGUGCAGCUGCAGCCGACAGACGCUCUGCUGUGCAUCGCCAACCUGCCCCGCGCUUUCAGCCAGCAGCAGUUUGAAGAGUUGGUGCGACCAUUCGGCAACCUGGAGCGUUGCUUUCUGGUUUACAGCGCCUCCACCGGCCAUUCCAAGGGCUACGGCUUUGUGGAGUACAUGAAGAAGGACUCGGCAGCCAGGGCCAAGUCGGAGCUCUUAGGGAAGCAGCUGGGCUCCCGCAUGUUGUACGUCCACUGGACUGAGGUGGGCUCCCUCACUUACCCACUGCUGCACUCCAAAUGCCUGUGUGUGGACCGCCUGCCCCCCAGUCUGCUGACAGCCCAAGACCUUCGCACUGCCUUGGCUGACACCCAUACACCGGCCUUCUGCCAGUUGGCUCAGGGACAAGACGGAAGUUUCCGGCGUUUUGCAGUCUUGGAGUUUGCCACUGCAGAAAUGGCCGAGGAGGCACAGCGACUCACAGAUGGCCGGCUGCUGGGCGGGACGCACAUCAGGGUGUCCUUCUGUGCCCCGGGCCCUCCUGGGAGAAGCAUGUUGGCUGCUCUGAUCGCCGCACAAACCAUGGCUGUAAACAGAGGUAAAGGUCUCCUCCCUGAUCCCACAGCCAUGCAGAUCCUCACAGGCCUCAACAACCCCGCCACCCUUAAAAUGCUGCUCAGUCCUCUGUCACAGGGACACAAACAAGGUAUCCUCGGAGCAGCCCCUACAAUGCCGCUGCUGGCCAACCCCGCUCUCUCCGCUGCCCUGCUCCAGUUGCUCCUGCAGAACCAGGCCAAGGCCCAGCAGCAAGCCUUUCUGGGAAAUCAUCUUCUGUGGGCUCAGGUGCUGCACAAUAAAGAAAACCCUCUCGUGCCUUGUGCUGGACUCAUCGGGGAGAAUCCUCUGGCUGCUCUGCCUGUCCAGCAGGGUGUCCAUCUGCUCGGAGACCUGCCCCAAGGUGGUGUAGUCCCAGGUCUGGGUCUGCAGACGGAUCCCCUGCCCCCCUUAAAGUCAAUGCCACUUGGUAGAGCCCUGGCAAGGGAGCAAGAGUCCCCCACAUCAGCGGGUUCCUUCCCCCAAACUUCCUCUCCCACCCUACCGGGCAUCUCUAUGCCCCUGUUGGGGGGCAUGAUGGGGGCAGACGCCCUCGCAGCACAAGGGGUAUCCAUACUUGGAGAUCCUCCAAAAGAUGCAAAUCUUCCCCAGAGUGCUUUCCUCAAUGUCAACAAUGUUUUCCCCUCAGGAGGAAACUGCAGACCUCACCCCUAUAGGAAGAGGCCAACGCUGACUAAUGUGUCCAACCAGCACGCACACCAGAGCAUACCGCCAAAUUACAGCCUGCGUUACCAGGAUUCCUACAGCCCUGAGUAUCCUCCUCUACACCAGGAUCCCCUGGCCCACUUAUACGAACAGCAGGAGAAUCUUGAUGACGGAGCUUUGGCUGGAUUCGGUCAGCAGCUCUCCCGUUACCCUGAAUACAGUGAGCGGUUUCCCCUCUACAGUUACCCUUCCAGCCCACCCCUGCCUUCAUAUUUCAGCUCAGGGCCCGAGGGCUCCAGUAACAGGAACCUCCCGACCACACAGCUCAACAGGGCUGUGGGGAUGCCUCCUGUGAGCCACACCACCGACUUCCCGCCAGGCCUGGGGAAUGUUAUGAAGACUCCCAUUGGUAGCCACAAGCGAGUCUUCUCCCGGCUGAUCCCGUCCCCGGAGCCGAGCCCUGAGGGCGGCUACGUGGGCCAGCACUCCCAAGGCCUCGGUGGUCACUAUGCAGACUCCUACCUUAAGCGUAAGCGUAUAUUCUAAAUACAGCUGAAUGCUUCUUGCCUUAUGAGUAGCCAUUCAACAGCCAGGACACAGUGGCAUCUCCUCCCCAUCUCCUUCAGUGGACUUUGUAGCUUGGCGGUCCUUGGAUUUGUCUCCUGUGAGUGACCCCUGGAGGGCGCUGAGGAGUGCAGUCUGUUGCUGUCUGGACAGUUGUCGCUCAGUGGGAAAUUAUCGGUUGUUUGGUUUUUGUUUUUGUUUUUUUCCCCCUUUUUUUUCUGUGCAUGUAUGAUUAUAGCAUGUUUGUAAAUUAAGUUUUUACUUUUUCCUAUUUUUAUUUGAUUUUUAAUUUCCUGUUGAAAAACGUGUACAGUGAGAAAAAAUGGUUAAUUAGCUAAUGGAGUCUUUUCUUUUAAGCAUUUUUUUUAUUAUUAUUCCUGUAUUGUGUAUCAGCAGAUCUACGGUUGGCCAGUUUUCAGCGGCAGCUCAUAGCAGCUGCUUUUUAUAACUGACAUCUCACUAAAAUGUCAUGCUGUUCACAAUUUCUGGCAAAGGGACUCGCAUAGUGUAAAAAGCUUUACUUCAAAGGCUCGACUUUUUAAAAUGGCCUUGCUAAUUCCAUGUAAAAAAGUUCAUGAGUUUGUUUAAUGAGAUGGUGUUUUGUGUUGUGGUGGGUUUUUUCUUGUUUCCCCCUUUACUACCACAGGGUUGUGAAUUUUGCUGUUAAACUUCUUCUGGUUUCAGGCAUUUUUCUCAUUGGUUAACGUGCAGCUUUCCAUCCACCAAUGACUGAUGUAUGUACCAGAGUUUGUAUUAUGAGGUGAAGCUUUUUACCAUUCUGGGAUGUUUUCUCAAGCCUUCACUUUUCCAUGUUGUUCGUCUUUUGAUCCACGCCCUCCAGCCUGUCCGACUCUUCCUUUUUCCUCCACAUCGGUUGUCGAGUGAUGCACGUGGAGGGCACACUAAUUUGUUCUCACCUGUAUAAGUUGCCAUUUCAAGUCUCCUCUCACUCACAUGUCCAGGAGUAGACUAUUUUCUGUGUUUACGUGGGUUCUGCAUUGCGAAGUUGAAUUUUGAAUGUCUUUAAAAGUCUAAACCUCACAUCGCUGGGUGGGUGGGGCGGUGGACACGGGCUGUGUGCCAUCUCUGGAGCUGUCAGCAGAUGGUGAAUACAGGAACAUGUCUCCCCGGCGAGUGGCUCGACUCUCAUCUGAAUUCUUUAAAUGAGUACAUGGCAGCAGGAAUGAUGUGCGCAGCUCAACGUUUCCCAGUAAUGGUGGGAGUUAAGUCUGUCUGGGGAGAUACUAGUGGCAGAUGAUUGGUCAGUAACAUGGCUGUCUUUGUUUUUCUUUUCUUUUCUUUUUUUUUUUUUUGAAUAAUUAUCUGGUUGACAGUUUGAUUGUGAAAAACCCAUUACCUCUGAUUUCUGCUCGGAAAUGCAGCUACACUUGAGCCUUAACAGUGUUAUCUGUGAUCUCAUCCUGCCCUGUGUUGGCUUCCCUCUUCAUUUACCAUUUCUGUGUUAUUUGCUGUGUAAAUAGUUCAAGCUUGAUCCUUUUUUUUUUUUUUUUUUCCCCUCCCCCUUCGAGUCCAAAACAAUUGUUUUCUUGAAUCAUACCUGCCUCUGGUCUGGUGUUUAGAAUGCAAUUUGCUGCUCUUUGUGUUUUUCUUGUCCCCCUCCCGUACGUUUGAAAGCUGACGUGACCAAGAGUGGCACCACAGCAGACUGCUCAUGUUGUGUAUAGACCAAGAGAUGCAGCUGUACUGUAUGAUCAUCAUUCACUCGGAGUGAUUUACCUGCUACCCUCUCAUCUGUACCACCAUGGUUGUCUCUGUAUGUGUGUGUGAUGUGCGCAAGUAAAUGUUAUUUAAACUCA
Acanthochromis polyacanthus (spiny chromis) is the source of this 4169-nucleotide messenger RNA. It is a transcript of the gene raver1, whose product is annotated as ribonucleoprotein, PTB-binding 1. The record is from RefSeq and is a predicted model, not a curated record. Lineage: Eukaryota; Metazoa; Chordata; Actinopteri; Pomacentridae. Gene Ontology annotation, molecular function: mRNA binding. Gene Ontology annotation, cellular component: cytosol. The transcript has 15 exons. Bases 61 to 2334 code for a protein of 757 amino acids.